CUGACCUGUACGUUACUACUGACGAGACUCAGUGGCCUUGGCCAUCUCACUCAAAACUGACCUCAAGGACAGGCCAUUCACGCUCGAAAUCGCUUGCAUCCUCUCCACUCCUUUCCAGUGCCACUUCUAUCAUGAACUCUGCUCCCUCGUCCUCUCUUUCGCUCAACGGUCGACUGCCCUCGGUCAAUGGUAGCUCAGCCCUUUCCUCACCUCACCCCGACCACGACUAUUCGUCGAGCCAUGAAUCAGCCCUCUUCUCCGCGCAUAACGGAUACACACAAGUUCCCUAUCAUGUUCACAACGAGCAAAUAGUACACCACCUCUAUCACGCGGGUUUUCAGACUGGCAACUACUCAGACACUAUACUCCAUGUACAUCAAAGCGCUUAUCGUUUACACGCUAUCAUGCUUUCACGCUCUCCGUAUCUCGCGCACUUGAUGUCAACGUCCCCACAGUCAGGUGGACAACGCGCGAUAUACGUCCAACUAGAUCAUGAACCCGAGGUCACUCAGGAGGGCUUUGCGAUAGCCCUUGGGUAUCUGUAUUCGCCUAUCUCCUUGAGUCUGAUCCGUCCGGAAAAUGCGCGGGGUGUGCUUGCCGCUGGCUGUUUGCUGGGUGGCAUGGAUGAUUUGUGCGCGUAUGCGUUCGAAACGUGUCGGCGGUCGAUCAGCGUGGAGAAUAUCGCACAAUGGCUCGAGUUUACCGAGCACACUCCGUCUUCGUCAAAUGGGUCGCCCAAAUCCGAGAUGUCGUCGACCUCUAUAUUCGGGCAGUAUGCUCAGAGAUUACGCGAUGACGUAUUCAACUAUUUGGUGGUUAUACUGCCAGUGGCGUUACACGUGAACGCAACCGCGCCAGUGGCUGAAGCUGAAUCACCACAAGAGGCAAAUGGACGCGACACAUUGCUACGAGUCUUCUCCAUGGUGCCUUUCGAUCUGUUCAAGGCAGCAGUGGAGUCGCCAACGUUUCAGAUUGGGACUGAUCAAGCCCGGUUCAAGUUUGCGAAGGAUGCGAUUGAACUCAGAAAAGGGCACGGGGCCGAGGAGACAGUGGUACUGGCGUUUGGAGGGGCACAGGGAGGUAGUGCAGUGCACGUCACGCGCAAACUGCGCAAGCGGCCACUGUGGAAGGUGAACUCGUGAGGGAUUUGUCACUAGUGCUCUGUUGGCCGAAUCGGGAGGAUGGGGGGUUGGGAGUGGCAGCCCAGGUGGCGAAUAGUGUUAUGCUAAUGUGGGUGUAUAAUGCGUAGUGUGUGUUGUUGUGCGAUGAUAUACGUCUACAAAUAUAGUAUCGUUUAG
This is a messenger RNA of Coniophora puteana RWD-64-598 SS2, 1298 nucleotides long. RefSeq lists its product as uncharacterized. Gene Ontology annotation, molecular function: protein binding. The transcript has 7 exons. The record is from RefSeq and is a predicted model, not a curated record. Bases 132 to 1142 code for a protein of 336 amino acids. Lineage: Eukaryota; Fungi; Basidiomycota; Agaricomycetes; Boletales; Coniophoraceae.